Pararge aegeria (speckled wood butterfly) is the source of this 3581-nucleotide messenger RNA. RefSeq names its product ephrin type-B receptor 1-B (gene Eph). The transcript has a single exon. The record is from RefSeq and is a predicted model, not a curated record. Gene Ontology annotation, molecular function: protein binding; transmembrane-ephrin receptor activity; ATP binding. Gene Ontology annotation, biological process: cell surface receptor protein tyrosine kinase signaling pathway; axon guidance; protein phosphorylation. Bases 350 to 3388 code for a protein of 1012 amino acids. Lineage: Eukaryota; Metazoa; Arthropoda; Insecta; Lepidoptera; Nymphalidae. Gene Ontology annotation, cellular component: plasma membrane; neuron projection.
UAAAUUUGCGAGAGUUUCUGUAAUACAGGAUCAAUAUAAAUUAAAAAUGUGGAUUUUCAUAUAAAUUUGAGAAUCCGUGUAUCUAUUUAAACAUCAAUGACGUUCGUGUGAUUCUUCUGAUCUUAAAAUAUCGUACCUUAAUUUAUCGUACCGUGAACACUUGAAGUACAUUGCCAUACAGAAAUGACGGGACAAUCCUUUAUCUUGGACAAAGUGAAGUGUUAGUGUGAAGUUUAACAGCGCGAACUCGUUUUGUGUCAUUAUGUAGUAAGAACGUUGUGGUUUUAUUACGUUUAUUUUAAUAAAUACAGUAUUUACCAGUUUGAUUAGUUAUUGUUAUGUCGUUGAGAUGAUGUGGGUUUGCGCAGCGGUGGCGGCCGCCGUGAUCGCCGCUUUCAGUGUACAAGGCGAGCAAGUAAUGCUUCUUGACACUACAACCGAACAAAAUCUCGGAUGGACACGCUAUCCAUACGGCCCGCAAGCAAGUACACCUGGCUGGCUUGAAGAAUCCUACACUAAUUUCGAAAAACAGAUAAAUUGGCGAUCGUACGUUGUGUGUGAUGUUGCGCACCAUAAUGUCAAUAAUUGGUUGUGGACACCAUUCAUAGAGAGAAGAAAUGCAAACCGUAUUUAUAUUGAAAUAAAAUUCACUAUCAGAGAUUGUUCACUCUUUCCAGGUAAUGCACUUAGUUGUAAAGAAACGUUCAGUCUAUUAUACUAUGAGUUUGAUGUAGCUACUAGAGAACAACCACCAUGGGAACCUGAAAGUUAUAAACUAGUGGGGCGUAUUGCUGCUGGUGAAGGAAGAUUCAACACAAACUCAGAAGUAGACAUUAACACAGAAGUUAAGAGUAUUGCUGUAACUAAACGUGGGGUAUAUAUUGCAUUCAGAGAUCAGGGUGCAUGUAUUUCUAUUCUGGCUGUGAAAGUGUAUUACAUUACUUGUCCAGAAGUGACUAUACACUUUGCAAAGUUCCCUGCUACUCCAACAGGACGUGAGGUUACUGUUAUUGAACAAGCUAAUGGGACAUGUGUAGAACAUUCAGAAACAGCUCAGGGGGAAGCACCACCAGUGUACCUGUGCAAAGGUGAUGGAAAAUGGACACUUCCAAGUGGUUCAUGCAAAUGUCGGGCUGGGUAUGAACCUGAUCACACUAACCAAAUAUGCAAUGAGUGCUCACCAGGAAAAUUCAAAUCACACACAGGGGAUGAUCCCUGUAUACCAUGCCCUGAUUAUUCAGAGUCUACAGCAUAUGCCUCCGAUGAAUGCAAAUGUGUACCUGGUUUUUUCAGAGCAAAAAAAGAUCCCAAGAAUGUACCUUGUACACAGCCACCUUCAGCUCCAGAUAAUUUAACUGUUACUUUUGCUGACCAAUUUUCAAUAUCUCUUGCAUGGCAACCACCCCAUAAGACUGGGGGUAGGAGUGAUGUCACAUACAAAGUUCAUUGCUCUAAUUGUGGGCCCAGUGUAGAAUAUAGACCUGCAGCAUUUGGUCUAAAUGCAACUAGAGUUACUAUAAUGGGAUUAGACCCAGUGACAGAGUACAAGUUUCAAGUUUAUGCACAAAAUGGUGUAACUGAUAUAACAGGUGAACCUCCAAAGAAGGUAGAGAUAACAGCUGUGACUGAGGCAUCUGUGGUGAGUGUAAUUACUAAGCUGAGAGUUAUUAGUGCUGAAAGUGACAAGUUAUCUCUUGCUUGGAACCCACCACCAAUAGAUUUAACCGACCCGGAUGAUACUAUUGAAAGUUAUGAAGUCAAGUGUUUUCCAAAGGACAAUCUUGAGAAAAGUGCGAAUGCAACAGUUCGAAUAACAAAAGAGCCCCAUGUUAUAAUUAAUGGUUUAAAAAGGGAUACAGAGUAUGGUAUAAGAGUUAGAGCUAAAAUGAAAAGGGGCUGGGGUGAACUUAGUGGUAUUGUAUAUGGAAGAACUGGAUCUGUGCUUGAAACUUCAUUUGUAAGUGAGGAAGAAGGUGCCCAAGUACGAUUAGUUGCUGGGGUUAUGGUUGCAGUUGUGGUCAUUUCAGUGGUUGCAAUUAUAGCAACAGUUUUCUUUUUGCGUUCUCGGGCUGAUGAUGAGUGUGAUAAAAAGCAGCCUAAUGACUGUAAUGCACUAAACUAUCGGAAUGGUGAAGUAUAUACUGGUCCUGAUAGACCAGCAAAAACAAGUAGCAAUGCUACAACGCCUCUCUUUGCUGGCACAGGUUCAAGAACUUAUAUUGAUCCUCACACAUAUGAAGAUCCUAAUCAAGCAGUUCGAGAAUUUGCUCGUGAAAUAGAUGCCUCUUGUAUAACAAUAGAGGCAAUCAUUGGUGGGGGAGAAUUUGGAGAUGUGUGCAGAGGGAAACUAAAGUUACCAGCUAGUUGUGGGCAGGAAAUUGAUGUUGCUAUUAAAACUCUAAAACCGGGAUCAACAGAGAGAGCAAGGAGGGAUUUUCUUGCUGAGGCAUCUAUAAUGGGUCAAUUUGAACACCCAAAUGUGAUAUUUUUGCAAGGAGUUGUAACAAAAUGUAAUCCCAUUAUGAUUAUUACUGAAUUCAUGGAAAAUGGUUCAUUAGACACCUUCCUUCGAGCAAAUGAUGGCAAAUUCCGUGUGUUGCAAUUGGUAGGAAUGUUACGGGGUAUUGCAACUGGUAUGCAGUAUUUAUCAGAAAUGAAUUACAUUCACAGAGAUCUAGCGGCUCGUAAUGUGCUUGUUAAUUCCCAACUAGUGUGCAAAAUUGCAGAUUUUGGUUUAUCAAGGGAAAUUGAAUCAACUGCUGAUGGAGCCUACACAACUCGUGGAGGGAAGAUACCAGUCCGCUGGACUGCACCAGAAGCUAUUGCUUUUAGAAAGUUUACAUCAGCAAGUGAUGUUUGGUCAAUGGGCAUAGUUUGUUGGGAGGUAAUGAGCUUUGGUGAGCGUCCAUACUGGAAUUGGAGUAAUCAGGAUGUAAUAAAAUCAAUAGAAAAAGGAUAUCGUCUUCCAGCACCAAUGGACUGUCCAGAAGCUGUUUACCAGCUUAUGCUUGACUGCUGGCAAAAAGAACGAACCCAUCGCCCUACCUUUGCAAGUAUUGUAAAGACUUUAGAUAAACUUAUUCGUUGUCCUGACACUUUAAGAAAAAUAGCUCAAAACCGUUCUGCUGAUCCACUUGCUGGUGAUACACCUGACUUGAUACAAUUUUCAUCUGUUGAAGAAUGGUUGGAGUGCAUUAAAAUGUCACGCUAUAUUGAGAAAUUUAGAGCUGCAGGCAUAACUGAUAUGAAUGCUGUUGUUGAUCUAACAGUACACCAACUUGCAUCUCUAGGAGUGACUCUUGUUGGACAUCAAAAAAAGAUUAUGAAUAGUGUGCAAAGUAUGCGUGCUCAAAUACGCGUAAGUGGUCCUUAUGGUUUUCUUGUGUAAUAAAGUGAAUUGGUGUUAGUGCAUGUGAAAAGAAAACCAUGGGAAAUAGAUCUCUCAUAAAAAGUGAUUAGUAUACAGUGAUUUAUAUAACAAAUAAUGCAUUUUGUAUAUUUUUCUAAAAAAAAACUGUCUUAAAAUUACCAAUUUUGUCUGAACUUGGUAAGAAAUUCAUCUGUUAAUAAUUGUUAAGAAA